Molecule: messenger RNA, 882 nt
Organism: Penaeus indicus
Lineage: Eukaryota; Metazoa; Arthropoda; Malacostraca; Decapoda; Penaeidae
Product: ribosome-binding protein 1-like
Exons: 2
Coding region: 1-882 (293 amino acids)
Source: RefSeq, a predicted model, not a curated record
AUGACUCUCGUUGGCCCAGAAGAAGCUCGGGCGGAAACAUUGUCGAUCGAGGGCGUGGAAGCCAAGGGCAUGGAAGCCAAGGGCGUGGAAACAAAGGGCGUGGAAGCCAAGGGCGUGGAAGCCAAGGGCGUGGAAGCCAAGGGCGUGGAAGACAAGGGCGUGGAAAUAAAGGGCGUGGAAGACAAGGGCGGGGAAGCCAAGGGCGAGGAAGCCAAGGGCGUGGAAGACAAGGGCGGGGAAGACAAGGGCGUGGAAGCCAAGGGCGGGGAAGACAAGGGCGUGCAAGCCAAGGGCGUGGAAGACAAGGGCGUGGAAGCCAAGGGCGAGGAAGCCAAGGGUGUGGAAGACAAGGGCGGGGAAGAAAAGGGCGGGGAAGCCAAGGGCGUGGAAGCCAAGGGAGUGGAAGCCAAGGGCGUGGAAGCCAAGGGCGUGGAAGCCAAGGGCAUGGAAACAAAGGGCGUGGAAGACAAGGGCGUGGAAGCCAAGGCCAAGGGCGUGGAAGCCAAGGGUGGGGAAGCUAAGGGCGGGGAAGCCAAGGGCGAGGAAGCCAAGGGCGUGGAAGACAAGGGCGGGGAAGAAAAGGGCGGGGAAGCCAAGGGCGGGGAAGCCAAGAGCGUGGAAGCCAAGGGCGGGGAAGCCAAGGGCGAGGAAGCCAAGGGCGUGGAAGACAAGGGCGGGGAAGAAAAGGGCGGGGAAGCCAAGGGCGGGGAAGCCAAGAGCGUGGAAGGCAAGGGCGUGGAAGCCAAGGGCGUGGAAGCCAAGGGCGGGGAAGCCAAGGGCGGGGAAGCCAAGGGCGGCGAUCAGGGGCGGUGUUGUGGGCCGUCGACGUUACGCAGCGGUAGAACCUCCUCUGUCUUAACGACGCUGCUUAACGAGUGCUAA